ACACACACAUCUAAGGAAAGGAUGAGCAUACACAGUCUCUUUAAAUCACUGGAGCUGUAAGUAUUGAGAGGAUGGGAAGGAAAAGUUUGUGAAGAAGAAAAAACACAAGACCAGCAGCCAUGACGUGGAGGAGCCCUAUGGCCUUGGUGAGGGAUGCUCUGAGAGGUCAGAGGGCGCGGGAGAAGGACCUCCGCAACCUUGUGUCCAAUCUGCCCUACGAGGGCCUGGAGAAGGGAAAGCAACCAAACCGCCACUUUCCUGGAAACGGCAUCAAGACCACCAAAUACACCCUCCUUCUCUUUAUACCCAUGAACAUCUUUGAGCAGUUUCACCGUCUGGCAAACAUCUACUUUGUGGGUCUUGCGAUUCUGAACUUUGUCCCCGUAGUGAACGCCUUCCAGCCCGAGGUGGCUCUGAUCCCCAUCUGUGUCAUUAUGUCUCUGACGGCCUUAAAGGAUGCCUGGGAGGACUUCCGAAGGUACCAGUCGGACAAGAAGCGCAACUACACGCCAUGCUUCAUCUACAGCAGGACAGAGAAACAGUUUGUGGAGAGACGAUGGAAGGACAUAAAAGUGGGAGAUUUUGUGAAGGUGGUGUGCAAUGAGAUCGUCCCUGCAGACCUCCUUCUCAUGCACACAGCAGACCCCAACGGGAUGUGUCUCAUUGAGACAUCUAACCUGGACGGAGAGACCAACAUGAAGCAGAGGAGGGUGCUGUCUGGCAUCUGUGUCUCGGAUCCUGAAUUUGACCCUGAAACCUUUAACAGCAUUGUGGUGUGUGAAAAGCCAAACAACAAUCUGAACCAUUUUAAGUGUUUUGUAGAGAAACCUGAUAAGAAGAAGGUGGGCGCUGGGAUCGAGAGUCUGCUGCUGCGAGGCUGUACAGUGAGGAGCACGGAGCACGCUGUCGGCUUUGUGGUGUAUGCAGGCCAUGAAACCAAGUCGAUGCUCAACAACAACGGGCCAAGAUACAAGCGCAGCAAACUAGAGCGGAAGCUGAACAUAGACGUCAUCUUCUGCGUCAUUCUCCUCUUCACCAUGUGUCUCAUUGGAGCAGUGGGUCACUACGCGUGGCUGCAAGCGCUGCCUGGUGUGCCCCCUUACCUGGUCCCUGGCAGUAGCGGUCACCUGGACAGUCCCAGUCUGUCGGGUUUCUACAUGUUCUUCACCAUGAUCAUCCUGCUGCAGGUGUUUAUACCCAUUUCGCUCUAUUUUUCCAUUGAGUUGGUGAAGAUCGGUCAGAUUUUCUUCAUCACUAACGACAUGGAUCUGUACGACCAGGACACAAACAGCCGUGUUCAGUGUAAGUCCCUGAACAUCACGGAGGACCUGGGACAGAUUGAAUAUGUCUUCUCAGACAAGACUGGCACCCUGACUGAGAACAAGAUGGUGUACCGCAGAUGCUCUGUCAUGGGCACAGAGUACCCGCACAAAGAGAACGCCAUCCAUCUAGCUGUCCUUGAAGGUGAAGAAAUAGAGGAAGAUGUCAUCUUCAACCAAAAGCCCCAACUUGCAAAGGCAGGUUGGUCCCUGGAUGCUGAAGACAACAACUAUGAGGACACACAUCAACAAAAACGUGGCAGAAGCAGGAGCAAGCGCUACAGAGGUGCCUCAAACAGUGCAGCCUUCAGCAGUGAACUGGAAACUGAGGUGAUUCCAGACAGGAAGCUGCUUCAGCAGAUUAGCAGGGCACAGAGCAGCAGCAGCGGCAAGAAGAUUGAUCCUUACCUGGACUUUUUUCUGGCUCUCGCCAUUUGCAACACGGUGGUGGUUUCCAUGGCAACAGCUCAGAGACAGAGGGCAGGAAGGUUUUCACGCUCCUCUCAGACAGGCAGCCCACUGGAUUCUUUGUCCACCUGGAUGAAAAAGUCUGCCUCCCUUUGCAAUAUUUUCACCUCCUGUAAGCGCAAGCCAAAGAGAAAUCGUACCAUCUCAGAGGUCUCAGUAUUAGAGGAGGACCAAUUUAACACCCCUGUUAAAACAGCAGGGGCUGGGCUCGAAACAUGUUCGCUCCAUGCUCCAUCUCCGCCCGACAAACUUACCAUAACCCCGGACGAUCUGAGCUAUGAGGCAGAGAGUCCAGAUGAGGCAGCCCUGGUGCAUGCUGCUAAGGCAUAUGGCUUUAUUCUGCUGGCCCGCACACCUGAGAGUGUGACGGUGAGGUUCCCGUCUGGGAAGGAGCUGGUGUUUGAGGUGCUGGACACUUUGACCUUCGACUCCAUUAGGAAGAGAAUGUCUGUUUUGGUGCGACACCCAAUCACCAAAGAGUGUGUGCUGUACACUAAAGGAGCAGACUACGCCAUCAUGGAGCUGCUCGGUGCCCCAUAUGCAGAACGUCUCAGUGGAAAUCAGAAGACUAUAGCAGCAGAUACUCAGUACCACCUCGACUGCUACGCUAAAGAUGGACUGCGUACACUUUGCUUCGCAAAGAAGGUUGUGAGUAAGAAGUUGUAUGAAAGCUGGUCAGAGGACAGACAAAAGGCCUUGGCUGCUAUUGAGAACAGAGAGGAGCUUGUAAUGGACUCUGCUGUGCAGCUGGAAACAAAUCUCUCCCUGCUAGGGGCGACGGGUAUCGAGGACCGUUUGCAGGAUAACGUCCCAGACACUAUUGUGGCACUGCGGGAGGCAGGGAUCCAGGUGUGGGUGCUGACUGGUGACAAGCCGGAGACAGCUGUCAACAUCGGCUAUGCCUGCAGGCUACUGGAAGAGGAAGACCUGGUGAUUAACAUGAGCUGCAAAAACAAGCUCACAUGCAUCUCCAUCCUGGACUGCACACUGGAGGAGGUUAGGAGGUACAAGGCAGACCCUCGUAAUGUGGACACGACCCAGGGCAUCUCUCUGGUGAUAGACGGACAAACCCUGACCAUGGUUCUGUCGCCAGACCUGCAGGACCGCUUUGUGGAGCUGGCUAAGUGCUGCCGCUCUGUGUUGUGCUGCAGAGUGACGCCCUUACAGAAGAGCAGAGUGGUGAAGGUGGUCAGGGAGAAACUAAAAGUCAUGACCCUCGCUGUUGGUGACGGUGCAAAUGAUGUAAAUAUGAUCCAAGCAGCAGAUAUCGGUGUUGGGAUAUCCGGGCAGGAGGGCAUGCAGGCGGUCAUGGCGAGUGAUUUUGCUAUAUCUCGCUUCAAACACCUGAAAAAGCUCCUCCUGGUUCACGGACACUGGUGCUACACUCGACUGGCCAACAUGAUCAUCUAUUUUUUUUAUAAGAAUGUGGCCUACGUGAACCUGCUGUUCUGGUAUCAGUUCUUCUGUGGCUUCUCUGGCACAGCCAUGAUUGACUACUGGCUGAUGAUUUUCUUCAACCUCUUCUUUACCUCUCUUCCACCUAUCAUGUUUGGAAUAAUGGACAAAGAUGUCUCUGCAGAGAUGCUCUUGGGUGUCCCUGAGUUGUACAGGACGGGACAGGGUGAAGGGGAAUACACCUUUACAACCUUCUGGGUGUCCAUGCUUGAUGCCUUUUAUCAGAGUCUGGUGUGCUUCUUUAUUCCAUACUUGGCAUACCGGGAUUCAGACAUUGACGUGUUUACCUUUGGAACUCCUCUGAACACAAUUUCUUUGUUUACCAUCCUGCUGCAUCUGUCCAUAGAGAUCAAAGCCUGGACAUGGGUUCACUGGGUAAUCAUGCUGGGCAGUGUGGCUGUGUUCUUCAUAGCGACACUUGCCUACAGCGGCACCUGCAUCACCUGUAACCCUCCAUCCAACCCGUACUGGAUCCUCCAGAGCCAGAUGGCUGACCCCAUGUUCUACCUUGUAUGCAUCAUCACGACCGUGGUGGCUCUGCUGCCCAGGUACAUGUUUCACGUGCUGAGGAACUCUAUCGCCCCCUCCCCGCUGCUACAAGCCAGGCAGCUGGACCGAAUGGACCCCGGCACGAGAAAGGAGUGGAUCAAGGAGUGGAGGAGCUUCAGGGGUAGCGGGGGGGUCAAACACUCCAGGCUGUCCACUCCUCCAAGUCCCACCCUGGAGACCCCUGUGGACAUUUUUCCCCAAUCUCCCACCGACUCUGACAUCAUGAGUGAUGAAUUCACACUAAAUGUCAUCACAGAAAACUAUCAGAGGCCUAUACACACAUGAGGAGCACAGACUCAUUCAAAACAUGAAGGAAUAAGCUUGGCUUCAUGCAGGUCUACCAGGUGGGCAUCAUGUCAGGGAACCAGAUGCGGCCCAGAUGUUUGGACACCUCGCUGUGGAUCUGCUCCAUGUUGUAGCUGCUGUC
Notolabrus celidotus (New Zealand spotty) is the source of this 4218-nucleotide messenger RNA. RefSeq names its product ATPase phospholipid transporting 10B (gene atp10b). NCBI's taxonomy places the organism in Eukaryota, Metazoa, Chordata, Actinopteri, Labriformes, Labridae. Gene Ontology annotation, molecular function: ATPase-coupled intramembrane lipid carrier activity; ATP hydrolysis activity; ATP binding. Gene Ontology annotation, biological process: phospholipid translocation. The coding region runs from base 120 to 4076 and encodes 1318 amino acids. The transcript is spliced from 22 exons. The record is from RefSeq and is a predicted model, not a curated record. Gene Ontology annotation, cellular component: plasma membrane.